ACGAUAGCGAGCCCUCUCAACCUCGUCCUCUUCGCCCUCUUCAUCUUGCUCCUCUACACACGCCUGCGACCAGCUUCCAAAGCCCCCACCCUUCCCGCACCCCCAGCGCCUCUCGUCUUCAAAACCUUCACUCCCCCUCAACUGAAGCCCUUCAACGGCGAGGACAACAAGCCCGUCUUCCUAGCCGUCCGCGGGCGCGUAUUCGACGUCACCUCCGGCCGCAACUUCUACGGCCCGGAAGGUCCAUACGCCAACUUUGCCGGGCGAGACGCAAGUCGAGGCUUGGCCAAGGGCAGUUUCGAUGAAGAGAUGCUGACCGAGGAUCUCCACGGGCCGCUGGAUCGGCUGGAGGACCUGAGUGGGGAUGAAAUCGAGAGUUUGAAUGGAUGGGAGGAGAGGUUCAACGCCAAGUAUCUCGUGGUCGGCAAGCUGGUGCCGGUGGGCCAUGCAGAUGCCGAGCCAGACGAUGAGUAG
This is a messenger RNA of Neohortaea acidophila, 474 nucleotides long. Its product is annotated as cytochrome b5-like heme/steroid binding domain-containing protein. The annotation marks the transcript as partial. The transcript has a single exon. Lineage: Eukaryota; Fungi; Ascomycota; Dothideomycetes; Mycosphaerellales; Teratosphaeriaceae. Gene Ontology annotation, cellular component: membrane; endomembrane system. The record is from RefSeq and is a predicted model, not a curated record.